UGCGGGAAUUGUGCACGUGCGUUUCUGGAGUUGCCGGAAGUGAAUCCACGGGCAGUUCUGUGGGCGAAUGUUGUGGAUAAACAGGUGGAUCCAGAUAACAACAGACUGACCGCCAUAAAAACCAAAAAAGAAGAAGAACAACAACUGGCUGGCUACAUUUGUGUUUGAAAUCCAUAGGAUAUUGCAGAGCUUGCCGGCAGUCUGUGUCCCUGGAGAAGGAAUGAAUCGGCUGCUCAUUUCUUCCAGCGCAUCUUCCCUAACACGUACAUAAUGGCUGUAGCUCUGUCGAGUCGGGGGUCAGUAGGUGCAAGCAUUGCAAUGUUCAGCUGAAAAGGCUGAAGACUAGAAGUUAAAAUGAUUACAUUACGACCGCUUUUGAGAAUUUUGUCAGGCGCACGAUUGUCGAUUGUCGCCAAUAACAAACGUAAGUCCCGAGCAUGUAAACCCGUCAUUCUCAGCAUUGGAUAAUUACAUAGCUAACGUUAGCUAACUAUCUUACUAUGAAAGUGAUGUGUUACCUGGUGCAUAGCUUGCUACUCUAUCUCCAAAAUGACAAGCUAUCUCUGCAGCGUUGGCCGGCUCCAUUGGUAGAGCUAGUCAGCGUGCUAAUGUUCCGGCUCGCCACAUGCAAUUUACAGUUAAAUAGCUGUUCGGCUAGUUACGUUUGUUGAACUACUCUAUUCAGGCUGGACUGACAAGUGUAAGGAUCUGCGCUGUUUUCAUACGUCGGGUAAGAUGAGUCGGGAGCAGCAUCCGAACGAUCGCCUGGCUGAGGUGAACGAGUCGAUGAAACGGGGCGCGGAAAAGGCAGGCAAUGCGGGGGAUGCCGCGGUCCACACCGAGAAGAGGCAGAAGGUUAGCGAGGAUCAACCCCUCGACAAGAAGAAAUUCCAGAAAAGAAAAGUGGUCCUUCUCAUGGCCUACUCGGGCAAAGGGUAUCAUGGCAUGCAGAGAAAUAUGGGCUCUUCCAAGUUUAAAACGAUCGAAGACGAAUUGGUUACGGCCCUGGUGAAGUCGGGAUGCAUUCCAGAGAAUCAUGGUCACGACAUGAAGAAAAUGUCCUUUCAGCGAUGUGCAAGGACAGACAAGGGAGUGUCAGCGGCGGGGCAGGUGGUGUCUCUGAAGCUUUGGCUGAUUGAUGAUGUCGUGGCCAAGAUUAACGCUCACCUGCCUGCACAGAUACGAGUGUUAGGCCUCAGACGGGUGACGGGCAGCUUCAACUCUAAGAACAGCUGUGACGCGCGCACGUACUCCUACCUGCUCCCCACCGUAGCCUUCGCGCCCAAGGAGCUGGUCCACCAGGACGCCAGCUUCCGGCUGGGGAGCGAGGCCCUGCAGCGGGUCAACCAGCUCUUCUCCCGCUUCGAGGGCACCCACAACUUCCACAACUUCACCUCCCAGAAGGCCCCGGGGGACCCCAGCGCCCGCCGCUACGUCUUGGACAUGGCGUGCGCGGAGCCCUUCCUGCGCGACGGCGCCGAGUUCGCCGUCGUCACGGUGACGGGCCAGAGCUUCAUGAUGCACCAGAUCCGCAAGAUGAUCGGCCUGGUGGUGGCCGUGGCCCAGGGCUACGCGGACCCGGGGGUGCUGGAGAGGAGCUGGGGCGAGAGUAAGGUGGACGUGCCCAAGGCGCCGGGGCUGGGCCUGGUGCUGGAGCGGGUCCACUUCCAGCGCUACAACCGUCGCUUCGGCGGGGACGGCCUCCACGAGCCGCUGGACUGGAGCAGGGAGGAGGGCAGCAUCGCCGCCUUCAAGGAGGAGCACAUCUACCCCAGCAUCCUGCAGGCGGAGCGGGAGGAGAAGUCCAUGCUGGCCUGGAUGGCCACUCUGCCCAAGCACGACUUCCAGGCCACCGAUUCGGGGCUGCAGGGGGGCAGAGAUGCACUGCAGGUUGGGUGGCCGUCUCUGUCGGUUGGAUGUGAGCAUCAUUGGAUAAUGAUGAAGAUGAAAACCGCUCAGAUUAGACAUCUUGUGAAAAAACAGGCGAGCUGGUUCCCUGAAGCCUCAAGGAUGGUUUAUAUCCUGUGUAAUGGGUGGGGAGGGGGGGGUCUUUGCCUUGAAAUCAAUUCAGACCUUGGGGGGUGGGGUGUCUGGUGUCAACUAGUGUGUAGGGAAUUGAAUAAGGAUGACAGUCAUGAUUUUAACUAAAAUGUACUCUAAAAAGCUUUGUUAAUAUAAGCAUUUUAACCUGUUUUUAUUUGGAUUGGAUUUGUCAAAGUGUAUUUAGUAGUGAAGGUCAUGACUGCCUCACUAUUGAUGGAAAAUGGAAAAUUGUACCAUUUCAAAAACAUGUUUGGGAAAAAAUCAUGCUAAAAACAGUUGUGGAGCUUUCGAGCUCACUGAGGAACUAUUUAUUUUAGUUUUCAUUUUUAUUUAUUCUUUGUCUUAUUGAGUCCCAUUUGGGUAAAAUCUAUUUUUUGAGGCCUUGGUUUCUUGGGAAAAAAAUAGAUUUUAAAGUACUGUGGGGUUGAUAAAUCUGAGGUUGUUUGUUGCAAGUACAGUAGUCUUCCAUUUCAGUUGACUGUAUGAAAACAAACUGCAAUUGCCCAAUUUGUUUUUGAAAUUCUUGAACAUUUUUGUCUAAAAGGCCCACAAGCUGUGUUCUUGAUCACCUGAAAAUGUGUUUUCAGUUAACUUAUAAAAACUGUGUAUUUACAGAAAUUCUGUUGGUAAUCAAAAUACAUUGUAUUUAUGGGGAAAAUGUGCCUGAAUUUCAUUAUUUAUCUUUUCAUGCUGGAGAACAAUAUUUAUUAUGUUAUCCCAUUACGUAAAACAAAAUAUAAAACAAAAUUUCCUCGAUAUGACUACAUAUUGUUAAAGUGGAUAACAGUGACAUAACGUGAGUGUAUUUGGUUAUUUUCCAAUGAAUUUUAAGCAGAUGCUCUGUGCUUAAUUUUGACAUUUUUGGAAGCUUGUUUGUAUAUGUUGAAUUUUUCAGUAGCUUAGCGUCUGUAAAAUUCUUACUGCUUGGUAAAGAUGCCACCAGUUUGACCCUGAAAACGUGCAAUUGUAUUUUUGUUUAUGUUACUGCAAUAUUUAAUGUAUUUAUUUAUCAAAUAAAGGCUGUCGUUUUA
This is a messenger RNA of Anguilla anguilla (European eel), 3074 nucleotides long. RefSeq names its product tRNA pseudouridine synthase A-like. Lineage: Eukaryota; Metazoa; Chordata; Actinopteri; Anguilliformes; Anguillidae. The record is from RefSeq and is a predicted model, not a curated record. Bases 736 to 2148 code for a protein of 470 amino acids. Gene Ontology annotation, biological process: mRNA pseudouridine synthesis; tRNA pseudouridine synthesis. The transcript is spliced from 6 exons. Gene Ontology annotation, cellular component: nucleus. Gene Ontology annotation, molecular function: RNA binding; pseudouridine synthase activity.